This is a messenger RNA of Dermacentor albipictus, 2861 nucleotides long. Its product is annotated as neprilysin-1-like. Gene Ontology annotation, cellular component: plasma membrane. Gene Ontology annotation, biological process: protein processing. Gene Ontology annotation, molecular function: metalloendopeptidase activity. Lineage: Eukaryota; Metazoa; Arthropoda; Arachnida; Ixodida; Ixodidae. The record is from RefSeq and is a predicted model, not a curated record.
GAAGCGACCAUGGAAGAAGCUACCGGCAAGAGUCUUCGAAGUACCCGAAGUCGACGGAAAAAGUCGCGUCACGGAAGCCGCAGGAGUUCAACGAAGCGGCCAAAGUCUCCCGACGCCGUCGCACCAUCUCAAGAGCCACCAGCCCACACAGCGAAGCCCGAGGCCGUGAAAAGAGGGGAAUCGAAGAUAGCAUUACCGGGCGGAGAAGUGGCAGCCUCCAAGUCGAACAUACUCCAGGCGGAGCAACCGAAGCAGAAGCUUCCACGCGGCAAUGAACUGUCCUGGAAUCCGACGCCCGCUCCGGCGGUCGAAAUAUCCCCCGCGUCACAGCCCGAGCAGUUGGUUGGCGCGUGCGAAGCCGCCAACAACAACGAUCGUAACUGCCUCCAACCUGCGCUGCUGGCGAGCAUCGCGGCGCUCAUGCUGACCCUUAUUGGGGCCGCCUAUUACGUCCGGGUGGUGUCCUCGGCCCCGUGCUCGUCGCCGGCCUGCCAGCGACACCGCGCGCUACUGGACGCCAACCUGAACGCGUCGGUGCCGCCCUGCCGGGACUUCUACGCAUAUGUCUGCGGUCGCUGGGAGGCGGCGCAUGACCUGUCAGUCAGGGACACCAUCUACAAAGAAUUCAUGAACAACGUGGCCACUAUGGCGAAUAGGACGACAACUCCCCAACAAGGGCAGACCGCGGUGCAGAAAGCUGCCAGGCUGUAUCAGUCUUGCGCGCACGUCCACACGCAAGACUACAACCACGUGAGCGAGGCACGGUCGCUGAUGGAAAACUGCGGCGUGCGCUGGCCUGAGCUGACCAACACCUCGCGCCUUCUCGGCAUCUUCUUCUCCAUGGCUACGGCCUGGAGCUGGGCAAGCGUCUUGCAGUUCAUCAUGCGGAGUAACGGGAGCGUCAUAAUGAGGCCGUCACCUUUCUUUUGGUCAGUACUAUCGGGAAGGCAGCGCUUGCUCGAGAAGAGUGCCGGCGAAGAUCACUACCGGAUAUACUUCGAUAGCAUGGUUGCCGCAUUCGGCAGCGCCGGGACCAGAGCGUAUUCCUACAGACAACUCAGAGUGCUAGAAGACAAGGUGGUUCCUGCCCUGAAGGCAGCGCUCACGACACCGAACUGGACCAUACUGGAGGACAGCAGCCUGAACGCGAUGGUGAACAAGACCCAGAACCCUUUCCAGAGUUCUGAAUGGGAGAGCAGCAUGCGGUCUAGCUUCAACUUCUCCGAACGCUCGGUCUUAUUAGUGAGCGUUGAGAACGUCGAUUUCUUCGAUAGCUUCUUCGCGCUAGUCAAGAGCGAGAGCGAAAGCGUCAUGGCCUAUUACGUCGGCUGGGUGGUCGCGCAGGCUCUCUCACUGCUGACCAGUUCGGAAAUCGUCACGAAGUACUUUGCGAGCGACGAUGCCUUAGCGACCAGGGAGCACGCGCUGUUCUGCGCAGACAUCGCCCACGUGUACAUGGGCGUGGCUUUCUACGCGGGCCACCUGAGCCGCGAAGUCACAAAGCGCGUGCUGGAUGACGUCCAGACCAUAGAAACAACCGUGCAGACGGCGCUUCGCAGGCACCUCGGCUCGUCGCCUUGGUUCACCGCCAUUCCCGUGUCUAUGUUGAAAGAAGCGGCUAUGGUCAGCUCUCUGCGACUACUGGAGACUCCAAACGCCACGACGUUGGACGAUUUGUAUCGUCUCUUUCCAGACAUGGGCGACAACGUGUUCGACAACGUCCGUCUCGCGGCCGAGGCUCGCCGGCUGACCGUAGCAGACACAUCUAUGACGGAAUUCGCGAGCAGUGGAAGUGCACGCUUCUCCUCCUACCCCGCCCAUGGUCAGUUUGAACUGCUGCCCACAGUCUUAGAGAAGCCGUUCUACGAGCUAGGAGACGUGACGGCCGUCAAGUACGCGACGUUGGGCGGCGAAGUGGCCGACGCCUUCUCUUCGGCCGCGUUCGCAGGAACGACCGACAGGAAGCUCCAGCAGGCGUUCACGCUCAAGUCGGCCUGCUUUUUCGGGAGCCAGGUGCUGUUGCGUCACCUCGAGCCGGAGCAUAUCGAGCUCGUGCGGAGGGUGACUUCGCUCCGUCUGAUCUUGGGCGCCCUGGCGGAAGCUACCGAGGGACGCCUGCAGACCGCCAGGCUUGCCGGCUACGAGGACUGGACGGACGUCGAGCUGCUUCUGGUCUUCUGGUGCUUCAUUCAGUGCGGUGGUCUCAAUGGCCGCCGAAAGUGCAACGGGCCGCUUACCAUCGUAGACGAGUUUGCGCGCGCCUUUGGCUGCAAACCAGGCGACCCUAUGUACAGUGGACGUAAUUGCUCCAUUGCGUGGUAAGCGCACAACGGGAGGAAUAAUGACGACGGCGAAGGCGAGAUUGGCACGAGCUGUGCUGGACAUAAUAUCUGGAAUUGGCGAAUUAUCAAGAAUCGAAAUUUUGAAAAUGGCAUCAAAGACGUGCGUCGCAGAGGAGUAAAUGACCUGGAAAGAUUGCCUGGGACCGCCGGUCCGGCAAGUUUCCGCAACGCGCUUUUCUUUUCGUGUGGUGGUUUUGUUUUUGAAAUUUGAUUAUGUAACUCAACACGUGAGUCCGCCAAUGUGAUGUACUUUGUUUCGACAGGCGACGGCUCCAAUUACCUGCCGUUUGCGACGAGGGUGCCAAGGGCAAUUGCAAGAUAAACACUGAAUCGCAGCUGAUAGAGGUACUUGCCUGCGGACGCAAAGUAUAUAUAAGCGGAUGAACUUACCAUUGAUGAACUUUUGUUGUCUCGAUUAUUCGCACUUCAGAUUCUCGUGUGCCAAUUAGAAAGCAAUAUUGUAUUUAACUGCUAUUUCCUCUUUCUUUCUUCUGAGUAAACAUGUUCGAAUCAAUUGUA